AUGAAGGAUGAGGUUAGAACUAUACCCAUGUGGAUCAAAUUACCCGGCCUAGACCUGAAAUACUGGGGGGCUAAAGCUUUGACUAAAAUAUGCGGUGGUGUUGGAAAAUUUAUCAAACCUGAUAACUCCACACUAAACAAGGACAAAUUGCAGUAUGCCCUUGUUCUAAUUGAAACUGAAUUGGAUGGCCCUUUGCCUGACUCUAUUACCUUCAUUAAUGAAAAAGGAUGCACUAUCACCCAGGUAGUGCAAUAUGAUUGGAAACCAAUUCUUUGUAACUUGUGCAAAAGGUUUGGGCAUGAAGGGAAAAGCUGUAAGAGAGGGGCCACCGUAACAAAAUGGGUGCCAAAAGUCAAACAAACCCAGGCCAUGACACAAACACAACAACAAAGUCAGCAUGCCACACAGCACCAAAAUGACAAACAACAGGAGGAUGAGGAUUUUACUGCUAUAAAGCGAAAAACCUCAUCACCACAGAGACUGACCUGUGCUGCGACUGAUGGAAUAUUGUCUGUGAACAACAAAUUUCACAUGUUAUCAGGGGUAAAUUCAAUGGAGCCAGAAACAUUGGAUGGCAAAUCCAUGCCGUUCGAGAUCUCUAUUUGGAAUGUAAGAGGGCUAAAUGACUUGGACAAAAGGAGAAAGGUCAAAGAGUUUAUCUCCUACCACAAAAUCCAAUUAUUUAGCCUUCUUGAGACUAGGGUAAAGAGAGCCAACCUUGGUAACAUUUACCUUAGCUUAUGUCCCGACUGGAAUCUUAUUUCUAAUCAUGCUCAUCAUUAUAAUGGUAGAAUUAUUGUCGCUUGGAAUCCUCAUGUUUUCACUAUUGAUGUUUUAGGUAUGACAGACCAACUUAUCCACACUGAAAUUUUGGUCAAUGCUACUAAUAUGAAGUUUCUAUGUACUUUUGUGUAUGGCCAUAAUGAUGUUCAAAAAAGAAACUGCCUAUGGAAUUUUCUUUCAGAUACAGCUGCGACCCACUCCAAACCAUGGUGUGUAGGUGGAGACUUCAAUGCUAUCAUGCACUUUGAUGAUAGAACAGGGUCCGUUGUGCGCGAAAAAGAUAUUCGUCCGAUGGCUAACUGUAUGCUUCAAUGCAGCCUUCAUGAUGUCAAGAGUAUAGGGAGAUUCUAUACCUGGAAUAACAAGCAGGAUGGAUGCAACAGAAUCCUAUCGAAGAUUGAUAGAUUCUUAUGCAACCAAACUUGGGAGACCACAUUUCAAGAGGCUAUAGUUCAUUUCUGUCCAGAAGGGGAAUUUGACCACACCCCUAUGGUGAUCACCACUGUGAAAGCGCACCAUGGCCUUAAGCCGUUCAAAUUUUAUAAUCAUUGGGUGACCCAUGAACUUUUAAAGAUACAGUCAAGUACACCUGGAAUCUUACUUGUGAGGGCACUAGAAUGUUUAAAGCUAUUCAGAAAUUGA
Amaranthus tricolor (Joseph's coat) is the source of this 1425-nucleotide messenger RNA. RefSeq lists its product as uncharacterized. The transcript has 2 exons. Gene Ontology annotation, molecular function: catalytic activity. Bases 1 to 1425 code for a protein of 474 amino acids. Lineage: Eukaryota; Viridiplantae; Streptophyta; Magnoliopsida; Caryophyllales; Amaranthaceae. The record is from RefSeq and is a predicted model, not a curated record.